UCUGUCUCGAUCAGCAACACAUCAUCCCUCCUCCUCAACCACUCCAAUCUCGCAUCUCUUAUCCACGUCCAUCUCACACCCCCUCCCUCUCAUCCUCCCCAUCCACUUCUCAUGUCACUUUGAGCAAGGGCCGUCACACUCGGAGCCCCCACACCGAGCACAUCGGCCCGCUGCUUAGACAUCAUGUCCCGCCCCUCACUCCCCUCCGUCCCCGUAGAUGGCUUGCCCUACGACAAGCUCCAUGCAGUCGCUACCGAGCUCGGGUCAGUCGAUCCCGAGUCCCAACCCCCGACCUACUGGUUCGAGCUCACGGUCCGCUCAGCCGAGCAGGCACGUAACGAGGAGCGCCGCGGCUCCAAGGCUGGGCAAUACGUCGCGUACACACGUCUGGCCAUCGCCUACCAGAAGUGUAUGUUUCACAAGCGAUUCAAGGACGCGCGCGCCGCCGACCAUGCUUGGGCUAUCCGCGUCACGGAUUUCAAGAGCACAUACGAGAGCGCGAUGCACAAGGCCAAAGUCCUCAAAGAGGAGCUCAAGGCUGCCCCCGUGAAAACUCAUCAGUCCACGAACUCGGUCGAUCACGAGCACGGAGGCUCCAUCGCCGACCGCAUGAAGGCGUUGAGUGGGCACGGCGUCGACGUCAGCACCAAACGUAUGAGCCGCGAACUCGGUCCUCGUCCCGCUCCGCCUUCGCGCCAGCAGCACCCGGCCCGUAGGCCGUCGCAGGAUCUCACACACCAGCGCCGUCCCAGCCUUCCCCGACCACCUUCAAUAUCCAACCUGCCAUCCAAUCUCAGUCGCCGAGGCUCGAGCGCCUCUCUCUCGGGCAUGAACGGCAUCUCCCCAAAUCCAACCGGCGGCUCGACGAGAAGCAACUAUAGCCCUGUCAAAAACUCGGUGCCGCUGUACCGCCCCUCGUCGGCCAUGUCGACGGCGUCGGCUCGCCAAAUCCACGCCUCGGGCUCGGUGCCCCCGUCGCCAGCUGCGAUCGUGCCCUCACUCCCGACUGCUCCGUCUGAACCCCCCACUCCCCCUAUCCAGCCGCCCGCUCCCCGUACCCAGCCGCCCGCUCCCCGUACCCAACCCUCUGCUCCAGUCACACAACCACCAACUACCCCAUCCUGGACUGCCACUUCAUCGCCGCCGCGCACAGCCCCUGUUGAGCCAGAGAAGGCACCAGAACGCCCUUCGUCUGUGUCCGCUUCCCAGCGGCCACCUCAACUUCCUCUAGCACCGCCUGUCUCGACAUCUCUAACCUCGUCACCAACAGAUGCAGCGGAGCGCCUAGGUAACUUUGAAAAGGCCUUUCCUUCGCUGGACGAGCUGGGCAAGCAGUUUGACGAUGAGGGGUUCGCAAUCCCCUCUUUGCCUGCAUCUGCUUCCAAUGGACCCCGCCCUGUUCCCGAGGCGCCCAAGAAGACCGAUGAUGACGCCGCAGCGUUCCCUGGCUUCCCCAGUCUGCCCAGUGUACCAACAGACCUGCCAGGUACGCGGGCGCCACCAAAGCCACCGUUGCCGCCCCCUCCUGCCCCUCCGCGCCUUGAUGAUCUCAAGAAGAAUGGGGACCGCCCUCCCUCUCCACCCAACACGGACUCGCUGAGACAGGACCGAUCGUCAGGCUCACUCAGCUUCCCUACACAGAACUCGCUGGCUUUGUCUACAUUCAACUCGCCACACGCCUCCAUCUUCGACGACGGCGCCAAGCUCAAGUCGCCGCUGCAAACAUUGGGUCAGCAAGACGAGGUUUACGCUGCGUCACCAGUGUCGUCCGCUCACAUCCCCGAGGGUGUCUCGUCCUCUUCUCCCGUCAACGGGUCCGCUUUCCUUUCCUCUCUGGAUCCACUCGAGGCUGCGGCCGCGCAUGUCACUUCACCACCUACAGACGCGUUGUCGCUCCAGCCAUUGGCCAUGCCUACACCCCAGGCGGCACCGGUGGCGCGUGCGGGGAAUAACCCUGUUUCUGAACCUCCUGGUGCGACCCAAAGUUCUGCAGUCGCCCCAUCAACGACUGCUCCCGAGAAAAUUGCAAAGCCCAACUUUCCGUACACCUCGUCGAUCACGCCCGACACACUUCGAGGUUACUUCACCAAUCCCGCCGCGGAUGUGCUUAUCUGCGACGUACGGCCGGCAGAGGAGUUUGCUGUCGGGUUCGUUGGGGCCGAAUACCACGAGCGAGGGUGCAAAGUGAGCGUCGUGUGGAUCGACCCGACUGUACUCAUGCGACCGGGCCUCACUUCGACGCAGCUCGAAGGCGCCCUGUCUCUCAGUCCGGAGGCUCAGCAAGUCGCCUUUGCCAGCCGCAAUCUGUACGACUUGGUUGUGAUUGUCGACUCUCGCUCGCGCAAAUUUCCUGGCAAGGGUGAAGCACAGACGCCAGCGGGUAAUCUGCGCAAUGUCAUCUACGAGCACGAAUUCGCCAAGGUGUUGCCACGUUCACCCGCACUCCUCCUUGGCGGUUAUGAAGCAUGGGUAGAGUUCAUCAAAUCCCGGCAAAGGAUCAACUUGAAGCGCAUCCAGGAGGAACAAGCGUCCUUUAUGCCUCGCAUGCCACCCAAUGGCGCUCCUAACGGCCACGCUUCCCCACUGUCGCCGCGGCCGGCGAACGCAUCGCCCCAAGUUCCCGAGAGGCGUGCCGGUCAUGCCCGCGAGAAGUCGUAUCAGAUGUCGCCGUCGCACUACUCGAAGGAGAUCACUGAGAACUUUGCUCACGGCUCGCCACAGUCGAUGACCGGUGGCCCGCACAGCCAACACCACUACUCCGCAUCGUACUCGGGUGGUCCGGCAUCGUACAUGCCUUAUCAGCAGGCUCCAGCAGCCAGAUCGCCGAUGCCUGUGCCGAUGCCACGGGCAUCACACGCGUCGUCCAACUCCAUCUCGUCGAAUUUGAGUAGUUUACAAGGGUAUAAUAUGCUGUCACACAAUCGCACCGAUUCGUUCUCAAACUACUCCGUGUCGACGGGGAUUGCUCCGCCUCCGCGCGCAUCGGUGCACACAAGCGCCAUGACGCGCAGACAAAGUAGCAGCGACUACAUGGACUAUGGGUCACCGAGGCAACAGACGCGCAUCGAGUACCCGCAGGCCCACGGGCUCGUGCGUGUUCCACAGCCACCACCAGCUGCCGCCUCUCACGGCCUUGAGCGGCAGGAUCAGCGCGCGCCGAUGCCUACGCGCCUGCCGCAAUGGACGGAGAGCGUUGCCGACAGCGGCGUCCACUAUUGGCGCGAUACCAGGCUUGGUCUUACAGGGCUCAAGAACUUGGGCAACACUUGCUACAUGAACUCGACGGUUCAGUGCCUGAGCGCGACGUUCCCGUUCGCGCGCUACUUCCUCAAUGAGAUUUACAAACGCGACCUGAACGAGACGAGCAACCUCGGCACCAAGGGUCGCAUGGCCAAGGCAUUUGCGGAUCUGCUCAUGGCGCUGUGGAGCGAAAAGUGGAAAUUCUUGUCGCCCAUUACUUUCCGGCAGAGUAUCAUAAGCUUCAACGACCUGUUUGCAGGCAACGAGCAGCAUGACUCGCAAGAGUUUUUGUCGUUCAUGCUUGACGGCUUGCACGAGGACUUGAACCGCGUCAAGCACAAGCCGCAGAUUGAAAUGACCCCGCACCGCGAGAAGGCGCUCGAGGAGCUCACGCCGCAGGAGGCAAGUGACAAGGAGUGGGCACUGUACCGCCAGCGCGACGACAGCAUUAUCGUCGACCUGUUUCAGGGCCAAUACAGGAGCAGGACGACAUGUCUGACGUGUCGAAAGACCUCUACGGUGUACGACUCUUUCAUGUGGCUCACACUCGAUUUGCCCGCGCAGAACAAGCCGGUAUUGCUUUCUCAGCUUAUCGACCGCUGGGUGUCGGCCGAGACACUCAGUAUCGAGGAUGGAUGGCAUUGCGCGCAUUGCAAGGCGCCACGCAAGGCGACCAAGGCGCUCACGCUCGUCCGACUGCCGCCGGUCCUGCUGAUCCAGCUGAAGCGCUUCAGCUUUGCGGGUCGCCACUGGAACCGGUCCGACACGCCCGUGAUCUUCCCGACGACCAACCUUGACCUAACACGCUUUGUGCCGCGUCGCGAGCCGACUGGUGCCGAGAAUCUCGACGACCCACGCACGCAGAUCGGGCCGUUCAAGUAUGAACUGUACGGCGUGACAAACCACUCGGGCACGCUAUCGAGCGGGCACUACACGGCGUUUGUGCGCGACGCUGGUGGAUGGACGUUUGCCGAGGACAGCCAGAUCUCGAAAGCGAGUGAGACGGAUGUCAUUUCGCACCCUGCUGCGUCUUACAUUUUGUUCUAUAAGCGUGUUCAAGCAUCUUAGAUGUGUAGUUGUACUUUUAUUGCAUGCGUUGGUGGGACGCGUGUUGGGGAAGCAGCGGCAGCAGCGGCAGCAGCAGCGGAGAACCGGGAGGAUGGACUCGUACUCUAGGGUCAAAUUAAAGACGGGCUGUUCGGGGUGCAUUCACCGGGACGGAUGACGGACGCGUACUCCACUCGACACACCACUGUACAGUACUCUGUCAUCGUUGUUUCAGUCGGUAGAUCGGUAGUAGUACAGUAGUCUGUAUUCCAGGAGUUUGGGCCCUCGGGCUCUCGGGGAGACGCCACUCCCGCGACAUGCGCCACGCGGCCAUGGGACGGUACGGUACGGUACGGUACGAGAGAGCGCGAGAGCGGCGACAGGACGACGCGUCUUGUGCGUUCAAAUGUCAAAACCGCGUACAUGUACUGUACUCGCAGUGGAGUAGUGCAUACGAGCUGUGGCGCAGAAUGUGUCAGUCUGGC
This is a messenger RNA of Cutaneotrichosporon oleaginosum, 4772 nucleotides long. RefSeq lists its product as uncharacterized. NCBI's taxonomy places the organism in Eukaryota, Fungi, Basidiomycota, Tremellomycetes, Trichosporonales, Trichosporonaceae. The record is from RefSeq and is a predicted model, not a curated record. Gene Ontology annotation, biological process: protein deubiquitination. Gene Ontology annotation, molecular function: cysteine-type deubiquitinase activity.